UGGUGGCGGUGGGGGUGGGGGUAGGGUAAAACUAGACUGCGACACAACCCGCCGUCAAAACGCCUCUCCGCAACCAUGUCCGGCGGCUUUUCUCCCACCGACGAGCCCUUAUCGCCUACCCCAGAUCUCGAUAUCACCAAUUACUGGAACAGCAGAUAUGCUGAAUGGAAAAUGGAUGAAGCAGCAAAGAAAUGGAUAUGCUGGAUGACUGGAUCAGCAGAGAAAAUGGCUGAUAGGAAUUUAGAUGAGAUUUCUGGGUGUGUGCUAGAUCAGUCAGAUUCACAAGAAUGGCACAGAGUUGAUAUAUUCAGGGUUUCAAAGAGUCAGAUAAAAGAGCGUUCAAGCAAAAAUCAAUGAAGUUCAAGAGUUCAUACUGUCAUUUUUAACUACCAAAAACAUUCCUUCACUUCGAUAACAUGCCAAGAACGUUUGGUGAAAGUGAUGACUAUCAACAUGUCACUAGUCUAGGAGUAUAUAUGGGAAAGUAGUAAUUCUACUUUGUUAAAUCAUACAUGAUUGUCAAUGACAAAUUACAACCAAUUUCAGUUUCAUUUACUAGAUUAUAUGACAAGAUAAAUAUUUCUUGCUUGGAGUCCACUGAUGCUCGCUCAGCCAGUCAAGUUCUUGGCUAAAAAAGAUUCAAAGACACCCCUCAAUGGGAAAAAAGGAAAAGAAAAGAAAAAACAUUUGAAAGACGGUGAUCAAGUGCUUGAAUUUGGAAGCAAUGAUCAAGUGCUUAGGAUAGAAAGCAACCACAAUGAAAACAAUAGUGAUCAAAUGCUCGAGAUUGAAAGCAAUUAUCAUGAGGAUGGAGGAGAUUGUGAUACAACAAUUGAUCAAAAUGGUGUAAAGGGUUAUCAUCCACCAGUUGUGGGGUUGGAGUUUGAGUCAUAUGAUGAUGCUUAUAAUUAUUAUAACUGCUAUGCCAAGGAGCUGGGAUUUGCCAUCAGGGUCAAAUCUUCAUGGACAAAACGUAACAGCAGAGAGAAGCGUGGUGCGGUACUCUGUUGUAAUUGCGAGGGUUUCAAAACUAUAAAAGAGGCAAGCACUCGAAGGAAGGAAACUAGAACUGGUUGUCUAGCAAUGAUAAGGUUGAGGUUGGUGGAAUCCAAUAGGUGGAGAGUCGAUGAAGUUAAGCUUGAACACAACCAUUUAUUCGAUCCUGAAAGGGCUCAAAACUCCAAGUCACACAAGAAGAUGGAUGCUGGAGCCAAAAGAAAGUUGGAGCCAUCUAUUGACGUCGAAGUACGAACAAUCAAGUUGUACAGAACCCCGGUCGUAGAUACUGCAGGUUAUGGUAGCUCGAGUGAAAGAGAAGUCAGUAACCAUGUUGAUGAGUCCAAGCGAUUGAAGCUCAAAAAAGGAGAUGCACAAGUUAUUCACAAUUAUUUUUGUCGUUUGCAGCUAACAAAUCCUAACUUUUUCUAUGUGAUGGACAUCAACGAUGAAGGCCAUUUGAGGCACUUGUUUUGGAUUGAACCUAGGUCUAGGGCUGCAUAUGGGUAUUUUGGUGAUGUCGUUGCACUUGACACGACAUGCAUGUCAAGCAAAUAUGAGGUUCCUCUUGUGUCUUUUGUCGGAGUAAAUCACCAUGGGCAGUCAAUUUUGCUUGGUUGUGGUCUGCUUGCAGAUGAAACCCUAGAAACAUAUGUUUGGUUAUUGAGGACAUGGCUAACAUGCAUGUUGGGACGUCCUCCUCAAACCAUCCUCACAGACCAGUGUAAGGCAUUGCAAACUGCAAUUGCAGAGGUUUUUCCUAGGGCUCACCAUCGGCUUUGUUUGUCACUUGUCAUGCAAAACAUUCUCGAGAAUUUGGGGCAACUACGGGAAUCUGAAGAAUUCCGGACUGUAUUGGGUAGAAUUGUUCACAACUCUGUCAAAGUGGAUGAAUUUGAAAUAGCUUGGGAGGAUAUGAUCCAGCGUUUUGGAAUUAAGGAUCACAAUUGGCUUCAAACUUUAUAUGAAGAUCGAGAGCGAUGGGCUCCAGUUUACUCGAAAGAGACAGUUUUCGCAGGAAUGUUUGCUUCUCAACCAGGUGCGUUGAUGAACCUAUUUUUUGAUGGGUAUGUCCAUAAAGAAACCUCUUUGAAAGAAUUUUUUGACAUGUAUGAAUUGGUUCUGCAAAAAAAGUAUGAAAAGGAAUCUCUAGAUGAUUUUGAGUCAAAAGAGUCCAUCCCCAUGUUAAAAACAGGAUGCCCAUAUGAAUCACAGCUCUCAAAAGUGUAUACAAAAGAAUUGUUCUUAAAGUUCCAAGAGGAAGUGGAUAUGAUGGCUUCUUGUUUAAGCAUAACACAAAUUCAUGCCAAUGGGCCGAUUGUCACGUACAUGGUCAAAGAAAGGGAGGAAGAUGGUAAUCUAAGAGGAAUCAAAAAUUUCGAAGUUAUGUAUGAGAAAGCGGGAUUAGAAGUUCGCUGCAUUUGUAGUUGCUUCAACUUCGAAGGUUAUCUAUGCCGACAUGCAUUGUGUGUUCUUACAUACAAUGGUGUUGAGGAAAUCCCAGUACAGUACAUUCUGCCGCGAUGGAGAAAGGAUAUGGAGCGCUUGUAUGUACUUGAUCUUGGAUCCAAUAGCAUCGAUAUAACUAAUCCGGUUCAGUGGUAUGAUCACUUGUGUAAAAAAGCAGUACAAGUUGUUGAGGAGGGGAUGAGAUCUCAAGAUCAUUACAUGGCAGCUUGGCAAGCAUUCAAGGAAUCUUUGAAUAAGGUUCGUCUAGUGGCAGAUAAGCAUAUGUAACCCUAAAUAAGUUUCAGGUUUAAAAUCUUUGUUCAUAUGCCGUCAAUAUGUUCAUGUAUAGAGCAAUACUUCCUUUGCUGUAUUUUUGUGGAAGUCCUUUUUUUUUUUUUUGAAUAAAUAAUUUAUACUGAUAAUAACAAAUAUUUAAUGCAAAUCUUCUUGUUGGAUGCUUGGCAUUGAAAUUUAUGAAAACAGAGCGACUGCUCAGCCUAAGGCAAUGACAUCAA
Molecule: messenger RNA, 2960 nt
Organism: Camellia sinensis
Lineage: Eukaryota; Viridiplantae; Streptophyta; Magnoliopsida; Ericales; Theaceae
Source: RefSeq, a predicted model, not a curated record